Wasmannia auropunctata (little fire ant) is the source of this 1415-nucleotide messenger RNA. It is a transcript of the gene EMC7, whose product is annotated as ER membrane protein complex subunit 7. Lineage: Eukaryota; Metazoa; Arthropoda; Insecta; Hymenoptera; Formicidae. The record is from RefSeq and is a predicted model, not a curated record. The transcript has 4 exons. Bases 138 to 800 code for a protein of 220 amino acids. Gene Ontology annotation, cellular component: EMC complex. Gene Ontology annotation, molecular function: carbohydrate binding.
CGUGCAUCGCCGUGGCCUGCUCUGCGUUUCUGAGUAAAAGAGGUUAACGUGCUAAUGUCAACCUGGCAGGUAGAUUGAACGUAUGUAACGUACGAGUGCGCGUCUGAGAGGUUAAUGAUCGCUCGCUCGCGUUCGUCAUGAAGGGAAUUCUGUGUCUACUCGUCAUCCUCGCGAAUUUGUGCGAGCGAUACGUAACGGCGGAGCACGAGGAGGACACGUCCACGGAUCUGUUUGUGAUCGAGGGGAAGGUGUUCCCCUGGGACAAUGCCGCUUCCACUGGGUGGCAGCUCAUGACGCAUGUGAUGGCAAACGGAGGUGAACACUACGGCUUCCUGAGGGAAGACGGCACGUUCAUAAUCUCGAACGUCCCGUCCGGGUCUUACAUGGUCGAAGUGGUGAACCCGAAUUACGUUUACGAGCCGGUCAGGGUGGAGAUUAAUUCCAAGGGGAAAUUCCGGGCUCGAAAGGUCAAUUUGAUACAGACGUCGCAAGUGAUCCAAGUACCGUACCCGUUGAAAAUGAGGCCUCUAGCACCAUUUCGAUAUUUCCAAGUUAGAGAGCAGUGGCGGUUAACGGACUUCCUGUUCAAUCCCAUGGUUCUAAUGAUGGUUCUGCCACUUAUAUUGAUCAUGAUUCUGCCAAAAAUUAUGAACGAUCCUGAAACUAGGAAGGAAAUGGAGCAAUUAAAUAAUCUCACUAUCUAUAAUAUGCCAGAAAUGUCUGAAGUAAUAACGUCUUUUCUUUCUGGAGGAGAAAAACAAAAAUCAAAGGCUGUAAAAGCUGCUAAGAAAAGACAAUAAUGUAUUAGUUUAGUUCACUAUAUCUGUAGAUGGUUAUUGUAUGUAUAUGUUUACUCUAGUCUGUUAAAAUAUAUAAUUAAGAUAUCGACGGGACGAGAAACGAUUCCGAUUUCCUUGCAGCGAGUGUCGCGUAAAGUAGCGAUUGUUAAAUAUGUUAAGCCUUUAAACUACGACUGUUUGAAAAAAUAUAUAUUCCUCUGCAGUUUCAUAAUUGUAAAGAUAAUUCGCAUUUUCUUACACGCAUAAUAGAGAGAAACGAUAAAAUCAGCAUCAGUUUUUAAAUCAACUUGUUACUCGUUUUAUGUAGUUACUUUGUAUACGUAUACUAAGCGUAAUUUCAUAAAACACUAGAGGAAACUUCGAAAAUAGAUAUAAGUAUAAAGAAAAAGAAACCUCUGACCUAAUAUGAUGUAAUGACACACGAUAGUAUGUACAAUAUAAUUGUACUUUGCGUAACAAAGACACUAUUUUGUUACACUUUCUUGUGUCGGUCACUCUCUGUGAUGUCUAGAUUAAUCCUGUCUUAUGUAAGAUGUUGUCCAGGCACAAGAUACAAUUUUCUAAAUCGUAAAAAGGCAUGUAUGUAUAAUAAAUAAACAAACAAUUAUAUAUAAA